Molecule: messenger RNA, 901 nt
Organism: Linum trigynum
Lineage: Eukaryota; Viridiplantae; Streptophyta; Magnoliopsida; Malpighiales; Linaceae
Source: the annotation of a GenBank genome assembly
UUCUCACAUCAACAUCAACAUCAACAUCAAUCAGUAGCUCUCGCUUUCUAAUCGCUCGCGGUGCAGUAAAGAGAUUCCCCGGAAAAAGCUAAUCAAGAAUUCCAGUCGCCGUGACAAUGUCGACGGAGAAGAAACUGAUCACUCUGAAGAGCAGCGACGGCGAGUCGUUCGAAGUGGAGGAAGCCGUGGCAAUGCAGUCGCAAACAAUCAAGCACAUGAUCGAGGACGACUGCGCGGGCGACGGCAUCCCGAUCCCCAACGUCACCGGCGGGAUCCUGGCCAAGGUGAUCGAGUUCUGCAAGAAGCACCAGCACGCUGCUCAAUCCGACGCCGAUUUGAAGAAAUGGGACGCGGAAUUCGCCAAUGUGGGACAGGACACGCUCUACGACCUGCUGCUGGCAGCGAACUACUUGAACGUCAAGGAUCUGCUGGAUUUGAUCUGCCAGACUGUGGCCGACCUGAUCAAGGGGAAGACGCCGGAGGAGAUAAGGAAGUACUUCAAUAUCAAGAAUGACUUCACUAAGGAGGAGGAAGAAGUGAUUCGCAGGGAGAACCAAUGGGCGUUUGAGUGAAAUUUUUCCCAACGAAAUAUCAUGUGCAUUGUAGUAGUGGUAGUAGUAGUUUGAUAGUCAUAGUAGUAGUGAUUCAACUUCGAGUUUGAAUUUUGAUGGUGAUAUAAUUGUUUUUGUAUGGAUUCACAGGAGAAUUGGUUGGUUUUUCUUUGGUUUCUAAGUGGGGGUUUUCCUGGCUUGUGUUUUACGGAUAAGAAGAAUUGUAAGCUUUCUUUUUGCAGUUUUUUGUUAGUAAAACAGAGCUUCAUUUGCUGCUUUUCUGGUGUAACAGUGGGAUUGGUCACAUUCAAAAAGUCUUACAGAUAUCAUAAUAAGAGGUCUUACAACAU